UUCUUUCAGACCUUUACAGCAUGGUGCAACAGUCACCUGAGGAAAGCCGGCACUGGCAUCGAAAACAUCGAAGACGACUUCCGCAAUGGACUCAAACUGAUGUUGCUGCUUGAAGUAAUUUCCGGGGAAACCCUACCCAAGCCCGACCGCGGCAAGAUGCGUUUCCACAAGAUCGCCAACGUCAACAAAGCACUCGACUUUAUUGCAUCUAAAGGUGUGAAAUUGGUCUCCAUCGGUGCUGAAGAAAUUGUUGAUGGUAACCUUAAGAUGACGCUUGGUAUGAUCUGGACCAUCAUUUUGAGAUUCGCCAUCCAGGAUAUCUCGGUAGAAGAAAUGACCGCAAAGGAAGGUCUACUUCUCUGGUGCCAACGCAAGACUGCACCUUACAAGAAUGUAAAUGUUCAGAACUUCCACCUGUCCUUCAAGGACGGUUUGGCCUUCUGUGCUCUCAUCCACAGACACAGGCCCGACUUGAUCGAUUACAGCAAACUCUCCAAAGACAAUCCACUCGAAAACUUGAACACCGCAUUCGACGUCGCCGAGAAGUAUCUCGAUAUCCCCCGCAUGUUGGAUCCCGACGACCUUAUAAACACACCCAAGCCGGACGAACGCGCCAUUAUGACCUAUGUGUCAUGUUACUACCACGCGUUCCAAGGCGCGCAACAGGCUGAAACGGCCGCGAACCGCAUAUGCAAAGUUCUCAAGGUCAACCAGGAGAACGAACGCCUCAUGGAAGAGUACGAGCGUCUUGCCAGCGACCUAUUGGACUGGAUUCGACGCACCAUGCCAUGGCUGAACAGCCGCCAAACUGACAACUCACUUGCAGGAUGUCAGAAAAAACUGGAGGACUACCGUACUUAUAGGCGUAAGCACAAGCCACCUCGUGUAGAGCAGAAGGCCAAACUGGAGACCAACUUCAACACCUUACAAACUAAACUGCGUCUCAGCAACCGCCCCGCCUAUAUGCCCACUGAAGGCAAGAUGGUCUCUGACAUCGCACAAGCAUGGAAAGGUCUGGAAAUCGCCGAGAAAGCAUUCGAAGAGUGGCUUCUGAGCGAGAUGAUGCGCCUCGAGCGUCUCGAGUACCUCGCGCAGAAGUUCAAGCACAAGGCCGACAUCCAUGAGGACUGGACCAGGGGUAAAGAGGAGAUGCUGCAGUCACAAGACUUCCGCCAGUGCAAGCUAUACGACAUCAAGGCGCUGAAAAAGAAGCACGAGGCGUUCGAGUCCGACCUCGCCGCGCACCAGGACCGCGUCGAGCAGAUCGCCGCUAUCGCUCAGGAGCUCAACACGCUGGAGUACCACGAGGUGGGCGCCGUGAACGCGCGCUGCCAGCGCAUCUGCGGGCAGUGGGACCGCCUCGGCGCGCUCACGCAGCGCCGCCGCCUCGCGCUCGACGACGCCGAGCGCGUGCUGGAGCAGAUCGACCUGCUGCACCUCGAGUUCGCCAAGCGCGCCGCGCCCUUCAACAACUGGUUGGACGGUACUCGCGAAGAUCUUGUCGACAUGUUCAUCGUGCACACCAUCGAAGAGAUCUCUGGUCUCAUGGACGCCCACGCACGCUUCAAGGCUACGCUAGGCGAGGCCGACAAGGAGUAUCAAGCCAUCGUAAACCUGGUACACCAGGUCGAGUCCAUCGUGAAGCAACACCAGAUCCCCGGUGGCUUGGAAAACCCCUACACUACGCUUACUGCACACGAGCUGAACCGCAAGUGGUCGGACGUGCGGCAGCUGGUCCCGCAGCGCGACGGCACGCUCGCCGCCGAGCUGCGCAAGCAGCAGAACAACGAGACGCUGCGGCGCCAGUUCGCGGAGAAAGCCAACGCCGUGGGGCCCUGGAUCGAGCGCCAGAUGGACGCCGUCACCGCCAUCGGCAUGGGCUUGCAGGGCUCGCUGGAAGACCAGCUGCACAGGCUGAAAGAGUACGAGGCGGGAGUGUACGCGUACAAGCCUCACAUCGAAGAGCUCGAGCGCAUCCACCAGGCAGUACAGGAGGGCAUGAUCUUCGAAAACAGAUACUCGCAAUACACAAUGGAGACGCUCCGCGUGGGCUGGGAGCAGCUGCUGACGUCCAUCAACCGCACCAUCAACGAGGUGGAGAACCAGAUCCUCACGCGCGACUCCAAGGGAAUCACGCAGGAACAGCUCACCGAGUUCCGAGCUUCCUUCAACCACUUCGACAAGAACCGCACCGGUCGUUUGGCACCUGAAGAACUUAAGUCUUGCCUCGUAUCGCUCGGCUACAGCAUCGGCAAGGACAGGCAGGGAGAACUUGACUUCCAGCGCAUCCUGGCCGUUGUCGACCCCAACAACACUGGCUACGUGUCGUUCGAUGCGUUCCUGGACUUCAUGACGAGGGAAUCUACAGACACAGACACGGCUGAACAAGUCAUCGACAGCUUUAGGAUCUUAGCUGGUGACAAGCCAUACAUCACGGCGGACGAGCUGCGGCGCGAGCUGCCGCCCGACCAGGCGGAGUACUGCGUGGCGCGCAUGCCGCCCUACCGCGGGCCCAACGCGCCGCCGCACGCGCUCGACUACAUGGCCUUCUCCACCGCGCUCUACGGCGAGACCGACCUCUAGAUCUUUCGUCGGACAGCAUCUGAAAAGUUCCCAUUGAACGAAGGUUAGUAACUUCAACAUGAAAAGAGAAGAUCUUGACACUGAAGCCAGCCGCACUAACCACCUUGGGCGAAAAUAUAUUAUAACAACCGCGGUAUAAAUUAUAGCAACACAAAAAUUAUUUUCUUAACUUGACCCUCGUAUUGUUCGCCCUUUCUUGGUCAAAUUAAUGCAAAGAAUUUUUGUGAAAAUUUUAGUCAUAAAAACAGUUCUGUAUUAAAAAUGUGCAAUGUUAACCAAAAAUGCCUAUAACUUUCCUACCAUGUUGUUCUCCUUACUUUUGGCUCAAAUCAGAAGAAAUAUCCGUUUUAUAACUAUUUAUAUAUUAGAGUUAGGUAUUUUUAUCUUUUGUAUGAAAUUAUCAGGAAAGUCACAAAAUAAUUAUUUGUAAGUUAAAGAUGGUGCUAAUGUUAGGCUUGACUAAUGUGUGACACCAAAAUAAGACUCAUUCACAUUGUAAGAAUGUUUUUGUUAUAUUUUAUUUAUUUAUAAGCAAACAUUAUUUAUACAAGUUUGAUUUUUUAAAUUACUGCCAUUAGUAAUUAUUUCACUUUGAUGGUAAGUACAUUAUACUUUAUGUAAGUGUAUAAAUUUCAUAAAUGUUGCAGGGAAGUGUCACACAAAUUAUUUAUUGUCAUAGAUCGCCAUAACUUGCCUGCAUCUAUUUAUUUAUCAUGAAUAUCAUUUUACAUGAUAAUCGUUUGUAAGAGUAUUUUGGUAUGAGUACUCUAAAUAAAUGAUCUGCCAUAUUUUUGUCUUUUAAUAAUGACUGUGUUGUUAAUCCAACCAAUUAUAUUAUGAGGAAGCAGUGGUGUGUAGAUUAAGAAUGAAUUAUGUGCCCAAAAAGUAUACUAACUCGAAUGUACAGCUAAUUUAAUAAAGAGCUCUUAAACAGAAAA
Messenger RNA from Melitaea cinxia (Glanville fritillary), 3521 nucleotides. RefSeq names its product alpha-actinin, sarcomeric (gene Actn). Bases 100 to 2583 code for a protein of 827 amino acids. The transcript is spliced from 18 exons. Gene Ontology annotation, biological process: actin cytoskeleton organization; muscle cell development. Gene Ontology annotation, molecular function: actin filament binding; calcium ion binding. The record is from RefSeq and is a predicted model, not a curated record. Lineage: Eukaryota; Metazoa; Arthropoda; Insecta; Lepidoptera; Nymphalidae. Gene Ontology annotation, cellular component: Z disc; cortical actin cytoskeleton; cell junction.